GCAGGCGUUAGAUCACAUCCUGAGCAGCACUGAAUCUCGACCUUUGAACUGCGUGAGUCAGGUCGCCGCACGGAUCAAUGAUAACGAAGAUUCUCGAUCAAGACCAGCACGAGCGAACGGGUUGGUGACACGCUCGCACGUUUGAUCAGAGCUGAUCUGAUCCUGCAUGGAGGAGAAGCGCGGUCAUGGCGGGGGUCACGGUCCAACCGAAGAGAGCGAGAGCAGCACGUCGGCGUCAGAAGCCGGCAUCUCCGAGCCAACCGUCCCAGCCAGGGACACACAUCCCUUCACUCGGGCGCCCACCGGGUUCGUUUGAGUGUUGAACCCUUGUGUCACGUGUUGCGAGGCGUUCGCUCGCAGUGUCGGACUCGGGCUUCACCUGCCGACUGUUUCACCAACUGGGACCGAUGACGCAUCCAACGCGAGAUGUCGUAGCCAGCCAUACUCACUCGGUGUGUCGGCUCAGCAGCAGCGGUCAACGUCGGUUCUUCGGCCGUUCCACUCCCAGGAGAUUCAGCGCUGUGUUCCUGACACUUCCAACAAACUUGCUAUCUUCCUUGACGAACGCCGGACACGUCGAGAAGUGGCAUGCUAACGUUAGCUUCCCAGAGCUAGCCGGCUAAUAAUUAGCAAAGUGUGCUUUCCUCCAAGUCUGAAGCGCGAGGCGGCACGCUGUCACGGUCCGCAAGAGGCUGGAGGGACCACGGAGACACUGCAGGGCUGCCGAUGCUCGGUGCUGCGGUCGGAUCGCGCUAACUUUCCAGCCAGACCUGUCGCUCGCAGGAAAGCAGGAAUUUCGCCAUCGCUCGCUCCACUGUCUGCGCAUGCGCAGCUCGGCAACGAUGACGAAUCCUUUUUCUGAAGCGAGUGAUUUGAUGAAUUUGUUGUUGUGUGUGUUUCUACAGACGCUGGUCCACGGGAUGAGACUGUCGUUGUCCCUCACUUUGGGUGAGCGCACCAGUCCGAGUGUGGGUGACACGUCAACACCGCUCCCGUUCACUGAGAAGUGGCGUCAGUGGAACCUUUGGUGACUCGAGUGACUCACGGUUCACACUGACGUGUGCGUUGGAGCUCGGCGAAGAAGAGAGUGCGACAGGACGGGUGUGACGUCACACCCCACUGGCCAGUGGGAGAGGCUGGGAGUGUGUGAAAACAGGAUGACAGGAUGAGUCUGUGAGAUGUUUGGACCCGUGGACAGGAGAGAGGUCGACGGUGAUGGAUGAUGGAGCUGGAGAAGAUGAGGAUCGCCAAUGAGGCUCUUGGUGAUCGAUCAAAGUGUGACUUGCUUGAUGGUUGGGAACUGGACCUCAGAACCUUCACUCCCAACAAUCCCAUUCCAACCAGAGCCAACAUUGCUCUCCCCGUGGGGACGUUGUGCGUCACCCUUCCCCCGGCCUCUCGCCUGAAUAAACCUAACCUUUACUCUGAACCAAAGCCAACGAUAAUGGCUGAGCUACUUUGUACUGACUGAGGCUUGACAAGGGGAGGCCCGGCCGGAAGUGCCCUCAAGAUGUCCUCGCUCUGUUGGCCAACAACUCAUACAGGUUCUCACACACAGGACUCUAAACACACGUUUAUGAUCGCUGUGCUCAGCAAGUGUUGUCAUCAGAAUCAGUGUGGGCGAACACGUUCUGCUCCUCGUCAUCAGUUUGGAAAUCGGAGCCACGCUAAAAUGAACAUUCUUCCAACAUCACGAGCCGGUGUCCCAGAAGGGCUUCUCUUCUUUGCCUCUGGCGCAUCCCUAUGGGCAUUGCUGUGAACUACACCCGCGGUCCUCAUUUCCAUCCCUGGUCUAUUUAGAAGCGCCUUGUGUGUGAGCCAACACUCGUGAGGGGCUUCGUUGAUGGCGGUGCUGGUGGACUCCAGGAGAUGGGAGAAGAGCUCGCCAAACACCUGUUGUGGAACCAGAAACCCUCUUCUCAGCAAUGAGUUGGAAGUAAGACACAGAGAAAUGCGACCAUGUAUCUGGGAAAAGCAAGUGCGGUCAGAAAUGGUAGGAACUGCUCCUGUUGAGAUAGAAGAGAAGAGAUGGAGUCAGUGGGACAGCACCCAGCGGCUGCCAGUGAAGACUUGAUUGCAAAUGUGUUUUCAUUUGUCGCCUUCUCUCAAAGUGCAACACACAAGGCUACAGAUUCAGUCAGGCUGGACCAGCGCAGGCUGUCUUUGAUGUGGUGGAGGUGAUCCCAACAAUGACUCCGUUCCUCAACCACUCCACUGUGGCAAGAACACAGGACGGCCUUAGCUUAUUCUAAUCCUCCCAGGCCGUACUGUGAGGUGUGGGCUGCUGUCACCGCUGCUCAUGUCCCAGGGACCUUCAACUCGGGUUUGACACUAUUUUAAAUGAUAGGUUUACAUGACACAUUGGUAAUAAACAGUACAGCAAUGACUUUCUCAAUUCAGAUUGUGAUAUAACAAUAUACAAAUAAUCCCAUGACACUUCAUAACACAUAUGACGUGUAUUGUGCCUUUAUUUAUCACGUGGUAUAGUAGGCAGCGCUCGGGUGAGAGGAGAGGAAACAACUUCAGCGGACAAAAUGAAAAUCUUGAGCCUUGGCUCAAUGGAAGACGAACUCCAACAGUCAAGUGGACCUCGGUCCUCUGGGAAGACAACUGGUGCUGGUUAGCGUGACAAACACGCAAUGGAGGCGGUGAAAAACACAAGGACACCAGGGGCCGCGUGCGUGGGCGGGGCCGUUUUCCUUCACCCGCUCCGUGUCCAGCCUUCAGGCUCCUGCUGAGUCGACGUGACUCCCUCUGUCGGCAGCGAGGAGGAUGCUGGACGUGGGGAAGUGGCCAGUGUUUGCUCUCCUCCCUCCUGAGGACCUUCGUCUGAUCCGGCAAGCUUGUGUGUUUGGCAGCGCGGCAAACGAAGCUCUUUACGUGACAGUUAACGACGAGAUGGUGAGGUGUUUGCAUGGGGUCACAACGGCUACAGUCAACUGGGCAACGGCACCACCAACCACGGCCUGACGCCUGCCGUGGUGUCCACCAACCUGCUGAGCAAGAGGGUGACGGAGGUGGCCUGCGGCUCCCACCACACCAUCGCCCUCACCACGGACGGAGAGGUGUUUGCUUGGGGCUACAACAACUCAGGCCAGGUGGGCUCAGGGUCCACCGCCAAUCAGCCCACGCCGCGGCGCGUCAGCAGCUGUUUGCAGAGCAAGGUGGUGGUCAACAUAGCCUGCGGUCAGCUGUGCUCCAUGGCUGUGCUGGACAAUGGCGAGAUCUAUGGCUGGGGCUACAACUGUAACGGACAGCUGGGUCUGGGCAACAAUGGCAACCAGCAGACACCGUGCAGGAUCGCGGCUCUCCAGGGCGUCAGCGUCAUCCAGGUUGCGUGUGGAUACGCACACACGCUGGCCCUCACGGAUGAGGGCUUUGUCUACGCCUGGGGCGCCAACUCCUACGGACAGCUGGGCACCGGAAAUAAAAGCAACCAAGCCGUGCCCACGCUGAUCAACACAGACAAAGAGAGGAUCGUGGAGGUGGCGGCCUGCCACACCAGCCACACGUCUGCAGCCAAGACGCAGAGCGGCCAGGUCCUGAUGUGGGGCCAGUGCCGAGGUCAAGCCGUAGCCAGUCCCCACCUCACGCACUUCAGCGGCACGGACGACGUCUUCGCUUGCUUCGCCACGCCGGCCGUCACGUGGCACCUGCUGUCAGUCGAUGGAGACGAUUACCUGACGGUGGCUCAGUCUUUGAAGAAGGAGUUCGACAGUCCGGAGAUCUCCGACCUCAAGUUCGUGGUUGAUGGGAAGUGCAUUCACGUCCACAAGGCUCUGCUGAAAAUCAGAUGCGAACACUUUCGGACGCUGCUGAACGAGAACGAUGAGGACUCCAUCGAGAUCCAUCAGUUCUCCUUCCUGGUGUACCGAGCCUUCCUGGAGUACCUAUACACCGACACCAUCAACCUGCCACCAGAGGACGCUAUUGGCCUGCUGGACCUGGCCACCUUCUACAGAGAGAGCCGGCUGAAGAGACUCUGUCAGGAGGCCAUCAAGCGCGGCAUCUCUGAGGAGAACGCCAUCACGCUGCUGUCGGCCGCGGUCAAGUACGAGGCGCGGGACCUGGAGGAGUUCUGCUUCAAGUUCUGUGUCAACCACCUGACGGCCGUCACGCAGACGCAAGCGUUUGCCGACAUGGACCAUGACCUGCUGAAGAACUUCAUCAGCAAAGCCAGCCGCUACGGCGCCUUCAAGAACUGACUGGAGGGCGCCUGUGCCGACUGAUCCCGGGAGGCUCGAGGACCGCCGAGGGUCAUGAGGGAGUGUGGUGAGAAGGAGACGUCACUGGGGGAGCGCCUCCAUGGCCGUGGUGCUGACAGAGUGGGCGCUGAUGGGGUCGCUGUGGAAGGCCAGCUUCCGCUGCUCCUCAUCCUCCCGAGCGUCUUCGUCCGCCUCCACAACAGGAACUAACACUCUGUUGCCAAGGUAACCAGAGUCGAAGGCGUGGCCUCGGCCGUCGUCCCCCUCAGUCGCCCUGUUGUUUGAGUUAGCGGUUUGUGUCUGCCGUGGUGUUUCGCCCCACAGACGUGGACUGAGCUCCGACGCCGCCCCCUCCUGGCUCGUGUGCUUGUUUACUUGCGUUGUGUUACCAUUUUUCUAAAAAGUUUUUUGUAUUCUGCGCCCCCCCUCGGCAUUAAACACUUGAAUUGCCCGUU
Messenger RNA from Synchiropus splendidus (mandarinfish), 4660 nucleotides. It is a transcript of the gene rcbtb2, whose product is annotated as regulator of chromosome condensation (RCC1) and BTB (POZ) domain containing protein 2. Gene Ontology annotation, molecular function: protein binding. Lineage: Eukaryota; Metazoa; Chordata; Actinopteri; Syngnathiformes; Callionymidae. The record is from RefSeq and is a predicted model, not a curated record. The transcript has 11 exons. The coding region runs from base 3201 to 4205 and encodes 334 amino acids.